Messenger RNA from Exaiptasia diaphana, 669 nucleotides. RefSeq lists its product as uncharacterized. The coding region runs from base 90 to 656 and encodes 188 amino acids. The record is from RefSeq and is a predicted model, not a curated record. The transcript has a single exon. NCBI's taxonomy places the organism in Eukaryota, Metazoa, Cnidaria, Anthozoa, Actiniaria, Aiptasiidae.
UGUUGUGUCGUCGAUUGAAAAUCUACUGGUAUUCUGCCAUCCCUAAAGAUCUGACCGACUGGUUUAUUCACGCCAUUGACGAAUCCUAGAUGAGGAUGAUGGACCUCAAGACCGUCGUGCGACUCUUGGAAAGCGAAGGACGGACCGGAACAAAAGAAGUGAUCGAAGAGUGCGCCGGCGUGGUUCAAGCCUCGUUGUAUCUGGACCCGCUCACCCGAUGCGGUCAAGACGCUGGACUGCUGGAACACGAACUGUUUUUCGAAGUGAACCGUCUCGUCCUGAACCGACCUUUCGAAGCUCGGUACAGCACACGUCCGCGAGGGACCUGGUACCGAGGCACCUUUCGUCAUUACGCUCGYCCCGAGAUCCUUCACGAUCGCAUGCAACGUCUGAUCGACGCGUACCAUCGCGACGYRKSUCAAGAAGAYCCCGUCCGAGCUYUGGCCCARAUGGCAGUCUCCUUUCUYCRCCUUCACCCGUUCUCCGAUGGAAACGGACGMACYCUCAAACUGAUCGUCUGGUACGUUUUGAAAAGUCGGUUCGGAUUGCACCGAUUGCGCUUUGUAAACUACGAUCGGUGGUGCGAACUCCUUCACGAGAAUCGCGAAGAAGAAAUGUACCUGUGGUUACUCGAUCAAAUAAAAUCAAAUUUUUGAAAUCGUACUGUUG